Messenger RNA from Xiphias gladius (swordfish), 2443 nucleotides. Its product is annotated as protein only RNase P catalytic subunit. Gene Ontology annotation, biological process: tRNA 5'-leader removal; mitochondrial tRNA 5'-end processing. Gene Ontology annotation, cellular component: mitochondrial ribonuclease P complex; mitochondrion. Gene Ontology annotation, molecular function: ribonuclease P activity; protein binding. Bases 380 to 2278 code for a protein of 632 amino acids. Lineage: Eukaryota; Metazoa; Chordata; Actinopteri; Istiophoriformes; Xiphiidae. The transcript has 10 exons. The record is from RefSeq and is a predicted model, not a curated record.
ACGAACGGAGCUGUCGAGCGUUGAUGACGUCGAGGUGUGCGACGAAUGUCAUGCCUACAGUCGUGUUUACCCAUGAUGUGCCGUGGACAGAACGAAGCUGAGCUAGUUAUUCACUUGAACAUCGUAACUGUCUAUAGAGUCAACGAGAGUGAUAGUUGUCCUUAAGUAACGUCUGGUGUUUAGAAGCAGCAAGGAUAGCUGGUUAGUCUCCCCUCCAGGUUGAACGAUCAUGUAACUAACAGCAUGUGUCAGUUUUGUGGUGAGUUGGUUUGGGAAAUAGGUGUUUCUACAUUUUUUGGAUGGCAUGCAGGAUAACAUGAAAGUGAGUAAGAAUAAACUAUUUUAAAUUCUAAUAAUCCCAGAGAUUAAACUUCAUAACAUGGGCUCCAACUUGAUAUCUAGAGUCAAAAUAUGCCUGAAACCCCUAAAGCCUUUCUUACGUCAAGGAAGUUCAGCUUUCCUGACCAUAAAGACUAAUCUGUGUAAGUCAUCACAGCUGCCUCCAGCAGCACGCUCUCUGUGCACCAGAGACAGUAACCCCAACUCAGCUGGCAGACAGGCAGUCAGGAGGAACAGUGGACAGACCGAUGGACAUGGUGGAGUAAAAUAUGGGACCAUCAGACAUAGACAAGGGGAAUUGUGGGAAGAUGCAGUGGAUGGAGGAGGUAAGAGCUCCACCCUAAGGGAGAGGACGCCCUUCCCCAAAUCUGUGUUUUCUGCUGGGACGGCAAAGAGGACAGCAGAGAUGCUGAAGAGGAAAGCAGCUCUGGCCUCUGAGGAUGAGGAGGAACCUGAAGGGAGGACAUCUAGAAGACCAGGAAAGGUGCAGCCUCCUGACCGGCCACUUUCUGCUGCGGAGUGGAGGAAGCUGAAGGAAUCUCUGGGAAAUCAGCAACGCUUUGACAUCCAGAUGAUGUCUGCGCUGUUCACCUCUGGGGCAGAGCUGGGUAUCGCCAAGUCUCUGCUGACUUUUGUAGCCACGGAAACAGGGACGCUGUCCUAUGAGCUGUUACUACGGUACCUGACGCUGUGUGUGAGUGGUGGCCACGAUGCCGAAGCGUUCGAUGUCUAUGACAUCAUGCGGGGAAGUUUCUCUUCUCUGGAAACGGGAGCCUCCAGCCUCUUCAUCAAGUCCUUCAGCCGCACAGCGAGGUGGAGGCAGGCUAUCAGCAUCCUGCGUGAGGUGAAGAAGGUCUUUACCCCAUCACCGCGCAACUAUGGCGACGUCAUUGCAGCAGCAAUGUUACACGGUGACAUGACCACUGCCUGGGCUCUUUAUGAUGAAUUACUUGAAAAGGGACUGAGUCCACACCAGGAGACCUGGGAUGCUCUGUUUAAGGGAGUGAGCGAGACCAAGGGGGUGGAAGGGACGGAGGCAGAGGCCAUGUCUCAGUCUGAACACCAGGAGAGGCUGCUGCGGAUUCUGCUGUACAUGAGGAACAACCAGAUCUACCCCCAUGGUAGCCUCGCCAGCAUCAUCAAGACCUGGUUUGAGAGUCUCACGGGACAGAAAUGGACAGGAAGUUGGACAAGCGCCACCCCAAAGGGUCUAUGUGGUUGUUGUGGGUCGACGUUAGAGUCCAUCCAGCUGACUGCGGAGGAGUACCAACAGCUGAAAGACAGAGUGAUGACUGACAUCAUCCAGGGACGAGAUGUUUUUAACAAGACUACACCGGAGGAGCUGGAGCGUUUCAAAACUUUUGUGAAGAGGAAGCCAGCUUUUGAUGUGGUUGUAGAUGGGCUGAAUGUAGCAAAUAUCAGCAAGGACAAAAGCAAGCUGUCAGCGACGUUGUUGGCGGUGGUGUCAGAGCUGGAACGUCAGGGCUUGACCGUUCUGGUGUUAGGGAGGAAACACAUGCUGCGGCCCUCCAGAUCCUGGGAGAGACACAACAUGAAUCUUAUCCAGCAAAAAGCCUAUUGCUUCUUCACCGAAAACAUUUCGGAGGAUGACCCUUUCCUGCUGUACGCCGCUCUGCAUUCUGGGAAUCACUGUCAGUUUGUGAGUAGGGACCUGAUGAGGGACCACAAGGCCUGCCUGCCAGACGGAGCCACCAGACGUCUCUUCUUCAAAUGGCAAAGAGGCCACCAGCUGGUGGUGGAUGGAUACGUUGCAGCAGGCAGGAGGGUCCGAUUUCAGAGUAUUCCCAGCUAUGACACAAUUGUCCAAACUUCAGGAGACUCAUGGCACGUUCCCUAUGAUGAAAAAGAGGACAGGAGCACCUAUGAAGUACCACAACGAUGGCUUUGCCUCACGCAAAGCACUGAACACACCCACUGAUUUCACAGCACAGCAUUUUGGUGUUAAAUCAUUUCUGUGAAUCAUUUUUUGAAUAUAAAAGCAGACGUGUGAAUUAAACAUUUACCACAAUUGAAGUGCCUUUACUUUUUGAUUUAACUUUCAACCAUAAGAAAUAGAAAAUUUUAUUGAUAUUUAUUAAUAAAU